AGGCUGCGCUAUGAGGAAGGCGGUGCACAAAUUUACAAUAAAUAUUGUGAAACAUGGCAUCAUGUGUUGAACGGGAGGAUGAUAUUUCGUGUCUCCGUCAGCAGCUUACUGUUGCCAGAAAUGAGAUUAAUAAUUUAAGGCAGCAGAUACGCUCACUGAGUAUUUUACAAAGGAAGGAAGUUGACAAUAUUCAUAAUGUAUUGGAAACAUGGCAGUGCAGUGGUUGUAGGGAGGCGACAUCACAAAGCAAUGUGCCAGAUGAUAGCUUAACAUUACACCCAAUUGGUACCAUCUCUACUUGGUUUCCAGCCAAAAGAGGAACACCCCGACAGCCUGGUAUUUGUGCAAGCAGCCGAGGGAAACUAACACUUUCUAAUACAGUCUUCACAAAUCCUGAACAUGCCCUAGAAGGAUUGGAAGAAUUCUCACAUAUGUGGAUUCUCUUCCAUUUCCACAAAAAUGACUCUACUCACAUCAGAGCAAAAGUAUCACCUCCCAGACUGAACGGAGCACGUUUAGGGGUUUUUGGGACUCGUUCACCACAUCGACCUUGUCCAGUUGGGCUCUCUCUUGUCUGCAUUGACCGUGUUGAAGGCUCGUCCGUUUAUUUCUCAGGAGUAGAUAUGGUGGAUGGGACACCAGUAUUGGACAUAAAACCAUACAUUCCACAGUAUGACUGCCCUCUAGAGUCUGUGCCUGGCAGCACUGAACUGCGGUUGAUGGAUGGUUUGAAAUUCAGUCGCGAGAAGAAUGUAGAUGCGGCGGUCGAACGGCAACGACAAGUACUUGUCAGGCGAUCCAUGGAAGUUUUAGUGAAAGUGUAUGGAAGAACCAUGGAGCUUCUAUGUUAUUCUGUGCUAAUUGCAUCAGGGACGAUUGUUAUAAUAACAAGAACAGGCUGUGAAAGUGAAGCAGAUACAUCGUUAAUGGUACCAGAAGGAGCUGCAGACAGUAUUUCAGUUGUGUUCCCGUCACACACUGAACGUAUGGUAGCAGAGGGGGUAACUGCUCCAGCUCCCACGGCACGAAUGGGAGAGAGAGAGGCUCCAGAUGGAGAAGAAGAAACAGCAGAUUCUUCUCAAUCAGCUGGCAGGAUGGCUGCAAGGGAUGUAGUGCGUGUUCCACAGUGGGUCACCCAUUCACCAACUCCAGAACUGAACGUAGCUUUCAGUGAAAGAGCCCGUGCUCAGUUGGAGAGCUUAGCAGCAGAAACUGGUUCUGAUGGGACAGGAGCCACAGCAGAAACGAUUGCAGCAGUGCUGCGGGAGGAUCCUCGCUCUGUGUAUCUACGUCGGCGUUGGGGAAGCCAAUUCUACACUUUCCUUAUAGCAGAUCUCCAUGUGAGUUGUAAAUUUGAUGAUUCAGCGCAUACAGUGAAUGUUUUCCAGGUGCGUCCAGCAGGGAAAAUGUGUGAAUGUGGCCAUCUCGAAUGGCAAUGCAGUUUACAUGGCACAACCUCAGAAUAGACACUAUCUUCUUCUGAUUGGACAAGAUGUGAAAAGGCUGUACAGGUGCAAUGUAACUCAUUAGUUUAAACUGAAUUGUGCUUCCUAUUGACUACAGAGCUCUUUCUUAUAUUGUUUUCUGGUAAGCAGCCUGGGCAAUUGUGUUUUAAGAGUAUUGUUGCACAUGUGUGCCGAUUUGACCUUCACUGUGGAAUGCCAUGUAUUUGCCAAACACAACAACAUUGCUGUUGUGCUUCUGCGGUACAGACACAAAUUUAAUGAAGUAGUUGGACUUUUAAUUUAUUAUUGAAGAUUAUCUUCAAAGGCGUAAGAACUUUGCACUUCUGUAAAAAUACGGCACUGUUGUAAACUAUGUAAAAAGAUUAUGGAAUCAGAUAAAUAUUAAAUAUGUUGAUUAUGCAAUUA
This is a messenger RNA of Schistocerca nitens (vagrant locust), 1871 nucleotides long. Its product is annotated as tRNA (adenine(37)-N6)-methyltransferase. The record is from RefSeq and is a predicted model, not a curated record. The transcript is spliced from 7 exons. NCBI's taxonomy places the organism in Eukaryota, Metazoa, Arthropoda, Insecta, Orthoptera, Acrididae. The coding region runs from base 54 to 1466 and encodes 470 amino acids.